This is a messenger RNA of Haemonchus placei, 582 nucleotides long. Lineage: Eukaryota; Metazoa; Nematoda; Chromadorea; Rhabditida; Trichostrongylidae. The record is from the annotation of a GenBank genome assembly.
AUGGAAUCACAAGUGCGCAUGAACUUUUCCAAAGAAGUAGAGGCAGCUCUCAACAAGCAGAUAAACAUCGAACUUUACGCCUCAUACGUAUACCUAUCCAUGUCUGUAUAUUUUGAUCGUGACGAUGUUGCUUUGCCACACAUUUCAAAGUGGUUGCGAAAGCAGUCAGAUGAGGAACGCGAACAUGCUUGUAAAUUCAUGAAAAUGCAGAACCUUCGGGGUGGUCGAGUUGUGCUACAAGAUGUGAACAAACCUGAGAAGGAUGAGUGGGGCAGUGCACUGGAAGCCUUUCAGGCAAGAAUUUUUCUCAAAUUACCGAUCAAUAAAUCAGCGAGUCGAUACACCCACAGCAACUGCUUGCAGGCUGCCUUAGCUCUAGAGAAGUUCAACAAUCAGGCAUUACUUGAUCUCCACGUGAAGGCUAGCGAGGCCAACGAUCCACAGAUGACCGAUUUCCUUGAGUCUGAGUUCCUUGAUGAGCAGACCAAGUCAAUCAGCGAAAUCGCAAAGUUCGUCACGAAUCUCAAACGAGUCGGAACUGGUUUGGGUGAAUAUAUGUUUGACAAGGAAAAUUUUGAAUGA